AACCCCUUUAACUGUUUGUUUAACUAACCUCUUCCAACAGUGUCUGAUAUCGUGUUGAAAGGUCAUUUGAUGUGAAAACAUACGAUAUUUAUAGCUCGACAUGCAACAGGUUCGCGUCACCAGGGAAGCGCGACACGCGACACGCCAUUGCACGAUUUCUAUAUAGGCCACGGCCGCCUAGGAUGCGUCCUCAGUCGAAUCGCCGCGCUCUGCAAUGAAACCACCGUUGGGGAAGAUUGUGCAAAACAUAGCCCGGGAGUACUUUGCGUCGAGCACGUGCCAUGGCAUGGCUUACAUCGUGCACCCGAAGCUAUCCGUGGUGGAGCGUGUGUGCUGGUCGCUGGUGGUACUGCUUUCCCUGUGCGCCUGCAUCUCGGCCAUCGUCAUUGGGCACCAGAAGUGGAUCGAAAAGCCAAUGAUUGUGAGCUUCUCGGCGAAACCCAUCCCGGUGUGGAAGCUACCCUUCCCGGCCAUCACAAUCUGCCCCCAGUCGCGCAUCGAUGUGGAAAAGUUCAACAUUACGGAGGUGUAUCUGCGGGCCCGAGCGAACAAAACCCUCUCCCAAGACGAGUGGCGCAAAAUGCGUGCCCUGUCACACGUUUGCUCUUCGGUGAUGCGCUCAAAAACUGAUUAUUACGGCUCGAAUGGGACGGCCGGUGGGCAUAAGGAAGCGAAUUCAUCAACACCGAACAGUGAGCGUGUGGUAGAGCAGCUGGUCCGGAUGUCACAGUCGCUCGAUAAGCUGUUCCAGACCUGCAUGUGGAGCUUCAAUUUCCGCCCGUGUGAGGCACUGUGGACACGCAAGGUGACGGAAAAUGGAGUUUGCUACAGCUUUAACAUGCUGUCCAGUGAGGAGUUGUACACGGCGGACCAGGCAUUUCGGGAGCGGGAAGUUAAUCCGGAUGUUAGGAAGGGUGGAUUGCAUUCGCUGCAUGCGUCCAGGUUGCGCAGUUCCGGGUGGACGAUGGAGAAUGGGUACACGCUGAAGGAGGAUCUGUUGGCAUACCCGAGACGGACGGCUAGUGGAGGAUUUAAGGGUGGUGCGAUCGUAUUGUUGAAGAUGCAUCAGCAGAAUCGGGAGUACAUCUGUUCUGGUGCUCUCCAAGGCUACAAAGUUACCUUACAUCCACCGGAUGAGUUCCCACGGCUUAGCGAGUACCACAUCCGUAUUCCUCCAAUGCAGGCCGUAUCGCUCAUUGUCAAACCACGGCUGCUGACCACGCAAAGGAAUCUGCACCGAUUCCCUUACAGCAAAAGACAGUGCUAUUUCUCGGACGAACGUACGCUACGCUUCUUCCGCGUGUACAACGAGCAGAACUGUGAGUUUGAAUGUCUGACCAACUUUACGCUAGCAUCCUGCGGGUGCGUUACCUUUGCGAUGCCCCGCGACAACACGACCCGGGUGUGCGAGGCGCACGAAAAGCGUUGCUACAAACGAGCCGUCAUCCGGUUGAUGGAGCUGGACGAGCUUUCGGUGGAUGCGGGCGAAGAGAUGUGCGAUUGUUUGCCCGCCUGCACUACGAUCAAGUACGAUGUGGAGCUGUCGAACGAUUGGCUCAACCUGGAUGCAAUGCUGGAUGCUAUGAUUGGUGGGCAAAACGAAAUGAAAGGCAUGGAACCGAUGCUACUGUACGUGUACUUCAAGGACAACAAGUUCCUGUACAUCGAGCGCGUGGAGUACAUGAACUUUAACGGUGAGCUGGCAAAUUUUGGUGGCAUUCUCGCACUGCUGUCCGGCAUGAGCUUAACCAGCAUCGCGGAGAUACUGUACUAUAUCAUUGUGCGACCGUUCGCACUGUGGCUGAAGGUACAGUACAGCAGAGCGGUUCGGCCCGUAACUCCACCGGAGGUGCAGCACACGGGCGAUAACUCGCUGCAUUUCGUACGUCCUUGGAUCCCGUAGGCUGUGUGGCUGGUUUGGCGGGGUAAACAAACGGAGACAUUUGUUACGAUCGUUACGUGAGGUAGUAAGGAGAUGCGCGAUCGAUCGGAUAAUCGAUCCCCGAUCGGGUGCGUUUGUGGUAAUGAAUUUUAAUGCGCCACAGAAAUCAACGGCCACCGUUCAUUCUGUGCUCUCCUUGCAUGUCGUCUGUAUUGGGACGGUUUUGUUUUUGUUUCCCUCAUUGUCGUCGAGCUGUUCUCGCGCUAAUCUAUUCCAGCUAGCUUGAGCUGGCGGAUGACAUUGGUAGCGUAUGCUAAUCGGGGCCGCACGAUACGCUUGAUCCUGCUUUGACGGCUAACUGUUUCUGUCGAGUAAAAGUGGUUGCGUGAGAGGAAUGCUAAUGUUUGCAGAGUGUGCCUGCUGUGCCUGUGGAGAAAGGUUAUUUCGGUUGUGUUAGGUAAUAGAGCGCAGCAAGUCUUUGUGCUGAACUGCAGCUCGUAAUCGCCCCUAUUUGGCAGUGCAUGUAGGAAUUAAACACAUUUUCCCGCACAGGAUCACAGUGCAGUGUUUGUUUGAAGUAUUUACGCCAAAACUUACGUGCCUUAUUGCAGCAUUUCUUUGGCAAGGGUAACACAAACAGAAAUUGUUGAAAGAAAGGCGAACCGACGGGGAGGGCGUCUUGUGUAAUGUGUGAACACCUGCCACGGACUGCAGCCUCUGUUUUGACCCGUUUACGGCACUGUGUAUAAACAAUUUACGCGAACCCGGAAAAGCGUUCCCGGGCGUGUGUGUGUGUGUGUGUGUGUGUGUGUUUUGGAAUUGGAAAAUUAUGAAAACAACCCGCACGUGCUGCCCCGUGUUCGAUUUUUGGGGACUCUCGUGCCAGCUUGAUUCACGGUCAGUAAAGCACAAAGCAAGAGGCAAGUGGGCUGUCGCAGGUGUUGGUUAGUUUUCCGUUUGAUGGAAACAUUCCGCCCAGAUGGACGACGGCGAUGUACAGUGCGUGUGUGUGUGUGUGUUUUAGUUUCCUUUGUCCAUAAAUUAGCAUUCACCUUUGGGCGUCUUUGGCGUUGGCGCUGUAAUCCCGCUCGGAUGGGUAAUUUAUUUGUCCAUGGGCGCUCGGUUUAUGUGGGCUAUUAUUUGAUUUCGUCCAACAGAAAGGGCAUUCAAAUAAACAACGCGCCCGUCCGUCGAGGUGAGAUGACGCUGACGUGCGGUCCGGGGAAGCGAUUGCUAUAAGACGCUUCUUGCGGGCGAAUUAAUUGGAAUUCAGUUACGGGGAUACUGUAUACUAUUUUCCAAUCCAUUAACUCUAGCGCAUAAAAGCGGUUUGAUUAUUAUUAUUCGCACCUUUAAUGUGAACUAUUAAAAUGGAAAUAAACAACGGAAAAACAAAUGCGGAAAAUGAUGUUUGCUGGGACUA
Messenger RNA from Anopheles coluzzii, 3305 nucleotides. Its product is annotated as pickpocket protein 28-like. Gene Ontology annotation, cellular component: membrane. Gene Ontology annotation, molecular function: ligand-gated sodium channel activity. The coding region runs from base 215 to 1903 and encodes 562 amino acids. The transcript is spliced from 5 exons. NCBI's taxonomy places the organism in Eukaryota, Metazoa, Arthropoda, Insecta, Diptera, Culicidae. Gene Ontology annotation, biological process: sodium ion transmembrane transport. The record is from RefSeq and is a predicted model, not a curated record.